Messenger RNA from Darwinula stevensoni, 1224 nucleotides. NCBI's taxonomy places the organism in Eukaryota, Metazoa, Arthropoda, Ostracoda, Podocopida, Darwinulidae. The record is from the annotation of a GenBank genome assembly.
ACCCCCGAACGCCUGAAAGGCGGCGGCUUCCUCUCCAUGCCCAGAUACGAAUCCCUCAGCGCCCUGAUAGAAAGAGCGAACGACUGGCUCGCGAGGAACCCCGACUGCGAGGCAGCGACGUGCGAGGGCGUGGAGUGCGCGACGACGACGGGCCACGUCGAGACCGAGACGAUGACCGUCUUCGGAGGUCGAACGCCCGCUGCUUACAUCAGGUGUCUGAGACUGUGGCUGCGGCGGCGGAACGACCCGCGCGAACCCCCUCAGCAACUGGGCCACGCGAAUUUCGUCCCCGACGUCGUGGACGGGACCUCGUUGAGGAGUCCCAAGUUCCAGCCGAUCAGCAGCAUGGUCGAGAAGACGAACGGGAUGCUGCGGAAGAACCCGCUCCCGGGGAAGAUCAUCACCAUCGAAACCCAGGAGAUGAAGCUGGGGACUUACACGGGCGAGCUGGAUCCAGAUCAAUCCUUCCGGGUCGAGGGGGCGGUCGAGAAAAAGCACUUUGUGUUCGUCAUUCGGAUCUUCUACGAGGCGGGGAUCGGGAAAGGGGAAGAGAUCGGGCUCGUCGAUUUCGGUCCCUUGUGCGAAGGAAGCGGCGAUGUUUCCAGGCUUCCUAAGGGCGAGAAAUUCAGCAGCCUAGUCGGGAGGAUGUCGGCCUGGUACCAGGGUCAGAGCAGCGUCCGGAUCACCAACGUUCAGAGCCUGGAAUACGAACUCGAGUCGGGCGAAGUGGACACUCGGAGGACUUUCUACGCGGGGCGUGGGGAUGUCACGACUCAGUGCGUGCGCAUGCUCCGCGUGGCGUACGUCGGGGCGGCGGAGGCUCCUCUCGUCCCCCGCGCCGUCGCAUGUCGGACCUUCGUUCCGGUUCAGCUCGAUCGAGGCGGCUGCUAUCGAUCGCUGGAAUACGAGGGCAUGUCCAAGACGCGGGAGCGAAUCGCGGCGUGGAUGAGGGUCACCGGGGCCAAGCUGAUCAGCGCCGAGACCUCGGUCAUGCGGAUGCACUCUGGUGGCGAGAGAGAAAAAAUGGGUCCCGAGGCGACUCACGCCUCCGACUCGGGGCGUGAAGCGGUCCGUUUCACGCCCCGAGUUUCACGCCAGGGCGUCGUCGAACACUGGAUCUACGUAAUCCGGCUCUAUCUCGACGGGGAUUACCAGGAGCCUGAUCCGGGGCUUCUGCCGCCUGUUCCGCCGAUUCGAGAUGACUCUUGCUGCGGAAUCCUCUGA